Clarias gariepinus (North African catfish) is the source of this 3028-nucleotide messenger RNA. It is a transcript of the gene slc9d1, whose product is annotated as transmembrane and coiled-coil domains 3. Gene Ontology annotation, molecular function: potassium:proton antiporter activity. NCBI's taxonomy places the organism in Eukaryota, Metazoa, Chordata, Actinopteri, Siluriformes, Clariidae. Gene Ontology annotation, cellular component: membrane. The record is from RefSeq and is a predicted model, not a curated record. Gene Ontology annotation, biological process: proton transmembrane transport; potassium ion transmembrane transport. The transcript is spliced from 13 exons. The coding region runs from base 252 to 2273 and encodes 673 amino acids.
AACGCGGCGCUCGCUCGCUCGCUCGCGCGCGCUCCGGUUGGGCUCCAGAGGAGUUUUAGUAUGUGGCGGCCGGAGAGAGGGGCGGAAUCACAACAGCCCCACUGUGUGGAUCACUUCACCAACAGUAGGAGCACAGGACGACGGAGCACAGCCGGAACAUUCUCAGAGGACUACAUUCGAAACACAGAUACAUGCCAUGCAGUGCUUCUGAGCACCACCAGUUCUCAACUCUGAAGUGACCGGCCAGCUGAAUGCAGACCCUGUACGCUCUGCUGUGUUUGGGUCUGGUGGGGGCGCUGCAGCCGGCCGAGCACCUGCCCCGGAAUGUCCUUCAGCGCAAUCGUGGCAAACCGGUGCAAUCGUCCGCCAGCGGGCACCGCUGGGUGGCCGAGAACUGCCGCCGCCUCUCCAGCCUUCUGCGGCAGAAGAACGCCGCCGUACGGAAGCUGGGGACGGCGGCUGCAGCGGUGGAACGCGACCAGACUCUAUCGGAUGCUGAGCGCCUCUUCCAGGUGCACACGCUCGAGGUGUUCCAGAAGGAGCUGAAUGAGAGCGAGCGUUCCCUGUUCGAGGCUGUGCUGGGUCUUCAGCGUGUACUGAAGGGCGACUUUGGUGACGUGGCGAACAUGAAGGAAAGCAGCCGCCAGAGGCUCGAGGCGCUCAGGGAGGCCGCCAUUAAGGAGGAGCAGGAGUACGUGGAGCUGGUCGCAGCCGAGAAGCACCAACAGGAGGCGCUGAAGUUGGCGCAGGAGCGGAACAAGACCCUGUCCAUGCUGGACGAGAUCCUGGAGGACGUUCGGAGGGCUGCCGACCGCCUGGAAGAGGAGAUCGAGGAUCACGUCUUUGACAACAACAAGCAGAUGAAGGGGGUCAAUGUGGAGGCAGUCCUGAGAGUAGAGGAAGAUGAAGAGGACAACAAGAGGAAGAAUUUGUCGUGGCAAGGGGCAGAAGGUGGCCUGGGACUGAGUAUGCUUAUUGAUUCACAGAACAACCAGUAUGUGCUGACCAAACCCCGGGACUCCACCAUUCCUCGCGCCGACCACCACUUCAUUAAGGACCUGGUGUCAGUGGUGAUGCUGUCUCUGCCCUGCGGCUGGCUCUGCACACUGGUCGGACUGCCUCCCAUGUUUGGUUACAUAGUGUGCGGGAUUCUGCUAGGUCCCUCUGGGAUUAACAGCAUUAAAUCCAUGGUUCAAGUCGAGACGCUGGGGGAGUUGGGUGUGUUCUUUACACUCUUCGUGGUUGGCCUCGAGUUCUCUCCUGAGAGACUACACAAGGUCUGGAAGAUCUCUGUUCAGGGCUCCAGCUACCUCAGCCUCCUGAUGGUGGGGGCGGGGCUUAUUUGGGGAAAGGUGUUUAGGCUCCACCCUGUUCAGACUGUGUUCAUUUCCAGCUGUCUGUCUCUGUCCAGCACUCCUCUCGUGUCACGCUUCCUUUCUGGCGGGUCCAGAGGGGAUAAGGAAGGUGAACUGGACUAUAGCAGUGUUUUAUUGGGUAUGCUGGUGAUGCAGGAUGUUCAGUUGAGCCUUUUCAUCGCCAUCAUGCCAACACUUAUUCAAGCAGGAAGUGGUGGAAUGGACAGUGCUCUGAUUGGAGGAUUGCGUGUACUGGUUCUGCUGUCUCAGGUGGUCGUCUCCUUCGCUGUCGUGCUGCUGAUCUGCUGGCUGCUCAGGUCUCAUCUGAUUGGUCCAUUCUACAGAAAACUCCACGCUGAGAGUAAAGGGAACAAAGAGAUUGUUGUGCUGGGAACCGCAGCCUUUGUAUUCCUAAUGCUGACAAUAACAGAUUUCCUGGACGUUUCCAUGGAGUUAGGCUGUUUCCUUGCGGGAACGCUGCUCUCCUCACAGGGUCACAUGGUUACCAGUGAGGUCAUGAGCUGUAUUGAGCCAAUCAGGGACUUCCUGGCAAUUAUCUUCUUUGCAUCUAUUGGGCUGCAUGUCUUCCCGACAUUCGUUCUAUACGAGUUAACCAUCCUACUGGUAUUGACUCUGUCAGUGGUGAUCAUGAAGUUUGUCCUGGCAGUGUUGGUGCUGACGACAAUCCUUCCCCUGGGAAACCGACACAUCCGCUGGAUCGUGUCAGCUGGCCUGGCCCAAGUCAGCGAGUUCUCUUUCGUCCUGGGCAGCCGAGCUCGCCGGGCUGGCAUCAUCUCAAGAGAGGUGUAUCUUCUCGUACUGAGCGUCACUACGCUAAGUCUGCUGUUAGCACCCGUGCUAUGGAGAGCCGCGACUCUUAAAUGCAUUCCUCGGGUUGAGAAGAAACCGUCCACCUGAUGCACUCUCAGCAUGAGGACACUUGGUCUUUUCUGACAUGGUACAUGGUGCAUCGUUGGGCACCUUUUGGCUUUGACUCAUCAUCUUUGUGCUCCAAGCCCGUCUGGGACGAAAGGGACUGCGGUGUUUCACUUUCUAACGAUGACCAUAUUUUAAAACCUCAUUCAUGAAGCAUACUUAGCAAAUGAUGCAAAAGAUCACAAGACUUGAAUUUUUUAUAGUCAUGACUCUGAGCUUACUGUGUUUUAAGCUCUUGAUUGCGUUAACUUUAUUUAAACUGUAUUUAUUCAUGUAAAUUUCCAAGCUGAAGGCUGUUCUGCUCGUAUACAUAAGGAAGAGCCUAACCGUGCCUUGAAGUCAACAGACGUACCAAAUAAACUUUGGCGGCAAAGUAGAUACCAGUUUGUCCAGUUGCACCAGCCUUUGAAAUCUUAGCAGAUUCUUUUUUGUUUUCUUUUUGCAUGUGUACACGUUUGCACAUUCCUAUUGACUGUUAAAAAGGUCAGCAGCUUUCUGGGCUGAAAUCAACUUACUGUAGAAGCAGACGUGACGCGAAAAACAGCGAACGCAUUCCGUGAGUGGCUGAGGUUAAAGUUCUCACCAAUGAUUUUUAGGGAACGUGAACGCUGAGAUGAACACUUUUCAGAUGAAGGAGCUGGCCGUGUUGUCUUGUUAAACUAUGCGCUGUACUGUAGUAGAAAUCAGAGUGAAGACUAUAUGAAACCAUGCAUAUUAAAAGAAAUUAUGACUCAUGA